CAAUGCCAAACAAUUAGCCAAUAAAAUAACGACAACGUUUAAACUAAGCUCAGAACAACUAAGCAGCCAAGAUCACUACGAUUUUGGCAUGAGAGCAGUAAAGACAGUAAUAGCAGUAGCUGGGAAUUUAAAACGAGAGCGGCCAGAAAUGGACGAGAGUCAAAUAGUAUUAAGAGCAUUGUUAGAUGUCAAUGUACCUAAAUUUCUUAAGGACGACUUAACGUUAUUUAGUGGUAUUGUUUCGGAUCUCUUUCCUAGAAUGACUGAGGAGGAAGUAGAUCAUGGAAAUUUGGAGAAAGCUAUAAGAGCAUCGUGCAUUAAGCUUGGUUUGGAAGACAUAAACGAGUUUGUCAAAAAAGUUAUUCAGCUCUACGAAACUACUAUCGUGCGUCACGGAUUGAUGUUAGUUGGACCGACUGGGUCAGGAAAAACAAAGUGUUACAGAAUUUUAAAAGAUGCUAUGACAAGUCUAAAAGGCGAACCUCAACCGAGUGGUUAUCCUUUCCAACCUGUUCACGCAUACGUUCUCAAUCCAAAGUCGAUAACUAUGGGCCAACUAUAUGGAGAGUUUGAUCUUCAGACGCAUGAAUGGACUGAUGGCAUUCUCCCAUGUCUCGUUCGACUUGGAAUCAACGCUCCCAACAAAGAUAGACGCUGGUACGUCUUCGACGGUCCAGUGGAUGCCGUUUGGAUCGAAAACAUGAACACGGUUUUAGACGACAACAAAAAACUAUGCCUAAGUAGUGGAGAAAUCAUCAAACUUCGAGAUACUAUGACGAUGAUGUUCGAAGUGGCAGAUCUGGCAGUUGCAUCUCCUGCUACGGUAUCCAGAUGUGGAAUGGUGUAUUUAGAGCCCGCAGUGCUUGGUCUGGAUCCAUUUGUUAACUGUUGGCUAAAGAGAUUGCCUGAAUUGGCCAAACCCUUCGAGAGUACAUUAAAAACUUUAAUAUACUUUUACGCCAUCCCUGCAAUCCAUUUUGUGCGAAAUAGUUUAAAAGAAGUUUUAGCUUCAGUGGACUCUGCUCUUUUGAUGACCUUCUUAAGACUCUUGGAUUUUAGACUGGCACCACUAUCAGGUCGAGACAACAAACCUCCACCACCACAACAGUUCCUGCUAUUAAUGAAGGGUCUCAUCGUACCUUGGAUUAUAUUCUCUGUAGUUUGGAGCAUUGGAUGUACUUGCGACUAUGCUGGUAGAGUUAAGUUUGAUCGGUGGAUAAGAAACAAAAUAAAAGAAAGAAAGGACGACGUAGUAUUUCCGGUCGAAUCAAUUAUAUACGAUUACAAGUUACACGACGGUGGAUUUACAGAUAUAACAAUGGAUGGAGAACCUCAUCCCCCUACCUGGAGGAGUUGGAUGGAAAAUAUAGAAGAAUACAAAAUUACUAGAGAUAUGAAAUAUUCAGAUAUUGAGAUUCCGACAGUAAACAACGUACGCAAUGCGGAGCUCAUGGGAAUGGUUCUUUCUAACGAAGACAAUGUCUUGGCCGUCGGUCCAACAGGAACUGGUAAAACACUUACAGUUAUUGGCAAACUCAGCAAAAAUAUGCAUAAGAAAUUUAUUUGCGAUUUCUUCAGCUUCUCAGCUCGAACUACUGCAAAUCAAACACAGGAUCUCAUUGACUCUAAAUUAGACAGAAGACGAAGGGGAGUAUUUGGGCCACCUGUUCUGAAAAGACAAAUAUUUUUUAUCGACGACUUUAACAUGCCAGCACUUGAAGUAUUUGGAGCUCAACCACCAAUCGAGUUAAUUCGACAAUGGAUGGAUUUUGGAGGCUGGUAUGACAGAAAAAAUAUUGGCGAGUUUAGAAAAAUAAUUGAUAUAAACUUUGUAGCGGCUAUGGGUCCACCAGGUGGUGGUAGAAAUCCCGUAACAGCUAGACUUCUGAGACAUUUUCACUAUUUGACAUUCCUAGAAAUGGAAGAUGAUAGCAAGCUUAAAAUAUUCGGCACAAUAUUAGACUUUUGGCUACACCGAGCUCCAGAAGGUUUCGAAAAAUAUUUCGAUCGAAUGCUGACAUCUACGCUUACAGUUUAUACAACUAUUUUACAUGAACUUUUACCCACCCCGGCUAAAACACAUUAUACAUUUAACUUGAGAGACUUGAGUAAAGUUUUCCAAGGAAUUUUAAUGUUUGAUGCAGAAAAUCUUCGGGAUAUUAAUGAGAUGCUGCGGCUUUGGUACCACGAAAAUUGUCGAAUAUUUCAAGAUAGACUGAUUAACGAUGAAGAUAGAAACUGGUUCGAUUCACUGUUAAAGUCUGAAAUUGAACAACGGUACCGUUUAAAAUCUGAAGAAGUUCUUGGCACUACGGAUAUUCUAUUUGGUGAUUUUAUAGAUCCAUCUGUAGGAGUCGGACCUUAUGUUCAAAUAAAGGAUUUUGAAAAAUUGUCGUUUGCUCUGAACUAUUAUCUGGAAGAUUAUAACCUCCAAAGUACGAAACCGAUGAAACUGGUGCUGUUUUUGGAUGCCAUGAUACAUAUAUCCAGAAUCUCAAGAAUAAUAAGACAGCCUUUAGGGAAUGCGUUGCUUCUCGGCAUGGGAGGUUCAGGAAGGCAAAGUCUGACUAGGCUUGCUACCUUUAUGUCCGAAUUUAGUUGUUUUCAAAUAGAAUUAACGAAAGCAUACGGACAAAAUGAAUGGAGAGAUAAUGUUAAACACUUGAUGCUGACAGCUGGACUACAACGAAGGGAAACUGUCUUUUUGUUCUCAGAUACACAGAUUAAAUCUGAGUCAUUUCUCGAAGACCUGAAUAAUAUUCUAAACUCCGGCGACGUUCCCAACAUAUACCAACCUGACGAACUUGAUAAGAUCUACCAAAGUAUGAAAGGGCUUGUUCAAGAAAUGGGAUUAACAGCAACAAAAUCCAAUUUAUUUGCUGUAUAUCAGAAGGAAGUGAGAACCAACUUGCACAAUGUUAUUACCAUGAGCCCUAUCGGAGAAGUAUUUAGAGCAAGAUUACGACAAUUUCCGGCUUUAGUCAACAACUGUACCAUAGACUGGUUUAGCCCUUGGCCUGACACCGCAUUGCAAUCUGUCGCACUCCGUUUCUUAAAGGAAGUGGAAGAUUUUGACGUGUCAGAGAGCAUUCUGCAGGGAAUUGUUAUGACGUUCCAAUAUAUGCAUGCCAGCGUAGUUGAAGCUAGCGAAAGAUUUAAACAAGAGCUUUCACGCUACAACUACGUCACUCCUACAUCAUAUCUAGAACUUUUGUCCAGCUACACUGAAUUGAUGAAUAAAAAAAAGGGAUCUCUCACGGAAGGUGUCGGCAGGCUAAAAACAGGUCUAGGUAAGCUUCAAAGUACUGCAGAAGAAGUUAAAAUACUGCAAAGUCAACUUACGGAGUUAAAACCACUUCUGGAAGAAGCUGCUCGAGAUGCUGAUAUAAUGAUAACUAAAAUUGCUGCGGAUACGGUUAUUGCUGAAGAAACAAAAGAAAUUGUCGAAAAGGAAGAACAAGCGGCAGCUGAAAAAGCAUAUGAAACACAAAAUAUAGCUGAGGAUGCUCAAAGAGAUUUAGAUGAAGCGUUGCCUGCUUUGUUAGCUGCUGAAGCCAGUUUAAAAGCCUUAAAUAAAAAUGACAUUAUUGAAGUAAGAUCGAUGAAAAGACCACCAGCUGGUGUUGUUUAUGUCAUUGAAGCUAUUUGUAUAGUGAAGAACAUCAAACCAAACAAAAUUCCUGGAUUUAAACCUGGAGAAAAGCUACUGGAUUACUGGGAGCCUGGUAGAAUUAUGUUAGCAGAUCCCCAAGCAUUUCUAAUGAGUCUUAUGAACUUUGACAAAGAUUCGAUCACAGAAGAGAUGAUAGACAAAUUAAGAAAAUAUGUUGAAGAUCCUCUAUUUACUCCACAAAAAAUUUCGAAGGUCUCCAAAGCCUGUACUUCUCUUUGUAUGUGGAUACACGCAAUGUUCAAAUUUUAUUUCGUCAACAAAGCUGUAGCUCCGAAAAAAGCCGCUUUGGCUAGAGCCAAAGCAGACUUGGAAGCCACCUUACAAGCUCUCGCCAAUGCCAAAGCUAAAAUGAAGGAGGUGCUGGAAGGUUUGGAACAAUUGCAAAAAGCAUUAGCUGAAAAAAUUGCGUUUAAAGAAGAAAAGGAGGCAAGCAUUGCAGUGUGUGAGGAGAGAAUGAACAGAGCGAUGAGGUUGAUUAAUGGUUUAGCGGAAGAGAAGAUAAGAUGGAUGCAAACGAUCGAGGACAUUGAUGCAAAUGUUGUAAAUGUGACAGGAGAUAUUUUGAUUUGUUCUGGUUGUGUGGCGUAUUUAACACCUUUCACUGAUUCAUACAGGCGCAGUUUGUUUGCGAGUUGGAUGGAGAAAAUAACAUACUACAAUAUCCCAUUUACCCCCAACUGCAAUCCAGUAACAAUAUUGGGAGAACCAGUUCAGAUAAGGCUUUGGCAAUUAGACGGAUUGCCUAGAGAUUAUCUCUCUACGGAAAAUGCAGUUCUAGUUUCUUGUUCCCGCAGAUGGCCAUUAUUUAUCGAUCCACAAGGACAGGCCAAUAAGUGGGUUAAAAAAAUGUGUAAAAAUAUGGGACUGUCCGUAUGCAAGCUUGCUGAUAGAGAUUUAAUGAGAACAAUGGAAUCAUCUAUUCGUUUUGGAAAAGCAGUACUCAUAGAAAACGUCGGCAUAGAGCUAGACCCUGCCUUAGAUCCAGUUCUACUCCAUCAAGUAUUUAUGCAAAACGGUACUUUGGUUAUCAAAUUGGGCGACGUUAUAGUGCCGUACGAUGAAAAUUUCAGAUUGUAUAUUACAACUAAAUUGCCAAAUCCACAUUAUACUCCAGAAAUUUCUAUUAAAGUACUGCUCGUGAAUUUUACGGUAGUAUCAACUGGCUUGCAGGACCAACUGUUGGCUUUAGUAGUUAUGCAAGAACGACCAGAUUUGGAAGAGCAGAGAAGUCAAAUUGUCGUUAGUAUAGCAACGAUGAAACAUGAGCUAAAGGAAAUUCAGGAUAGAAUUCUUUACAAAUUAAGUUCAUCAGAGCUUUCUCCAAUUGAAGAUCUUGAUUUUAUUAUAACUCUGGAAGCUUCCAAAGUAAAGAGUGAAGAUAUUAAGAGUAAAGUGGAGUCUGCCGAAAUAACACAAAUAGACAUUGACAACACUAGGGCGCUUUAUAUUCCUGUAGCAAAUAGAGCUCAGAUACUAUUUUUUUGCGUAGCUGAUCUGUCCAACGUAGAUCCAAUGUACCAGUACUCUUUGGAAUGGUUUAUACAAAUUUUUGUUUCUACCAUGGCUGAAACCGAAAAAUCAGAUAACAUUAUUCACCGUGUACAAACUAUCAAUGACUCAUUCACAUUCAAUCUAUAUUGCAAUGUAUGCAGAAGUCUGUUUGAAAAGCAUAAGAUGCAUUUUGCAUUUUUGUUGUGUAUCAGAAUUUUAAUGGACUUGAAAAAAAUCGAUCCACAGGAAUGGCAACAUUUUCUGGCUGGAGGAACUCCUAAAGAGAUGAUCCCCAACCCUGCUUCAAGUUGGUUAUCGAGUAGAGCCUGGAAUGAAAUAUUAGCAUUAGACGCUUUGCCGACCUUCCAAGAGUUUGUUGAAACUUUUGAAUCCAACAUUGACAACUAUCGAAUCAUGUUUGAAAGUUCAGAACCCCACAGGUUUCCCCUGCCUCAUCCCUUCAACAAAGCUUUCGACAAAUUCCAGAAGAUAAUAGUGCUUAAAAGCCUUCGACCUGACAAAGUGACUAACGCCAUCCAAGACUUCCUAGCAGAAAAUCUAGGACAACAGUUCAUAGAACCCCAGACAUCUGAUUUAUCUGCCAUGUUUAAGGAAUCAGGAUCUACUAUACCCUUAAUAUUUGUUCUGUCUACUGGCACUGAUCCAGCAGCGGAGCUGUACAAGUUUGCUGAUAGGAUGAAAAUGGGAAAGAGAAUGUUUUCGAUAUCGUUGGGACAAGGUCAGGGGCCCAGGGCAGAGAAGAUGAUGCAAGGCGGUGUUGAAGUUGGAUCAUGGGUGUUCUUUCAGAACUGCCAUUUAGCUCCCAGCUGGAUGCCUCGUCUGGAACGAGUAAUAGAAUCCCUAACGCCAGAAACAACUCACAGAGAUUUCCGCAUCUGGUUGACUUCCACUCCAUCCCCCCACUUUCCGGUAUCUAUUUUGCAAAAUGGCAGCAAAAUGACAAUAGAACCACCUGCGGGACUUAAAGCCAAUAUGUUAAGAGCAUACAGAAAUGAAGUUUCCGAAUUGACUUCGUUUAUACAAUCUGAUAAUCCAAAAUCGCCGACGUUUAGAUUGUUGGUGUUUUCAUUAUGUCUCUUUCAUGGUAUUUUAUUGGAGAGACGAAAAUUUGGACCAUUAGGAUUUAACAUUCCCUAUGAAUUUACAGACGGUGACCUUAAAAUCUGCAUUUCACAAUUACAUAUGUUUCUGUUGGAAUACACAGAAAUACCAUUUAAAGUGCUCACCUAUACUGCAGGAGAAAUUAACUAUGGUGGUAGAGUUACAGAUGAUUGGGAUAGAAGAUGUUUGAUGAACACUUUAGCUGAUUUUUACAAGAAAGAAGUCAUCGUUCCAAACUAUGUGUUUGAUCAACAAGGAUUCUACCAUCAGAUUCGCACAGAUGCAUUAUUUGUCGACUACAUCGAUUACAUAAAGACACUCCCUAUUAACGAUGAUCCCGAGCUUUUCGGUCUUCAUCCUAACGCCGACAUUACGUUUGCGCAAUCACAAACUUACGCUUGCUUAUCCACAUUAUUACUGCUGCAACCGAAGCAAGUUGGAGGUGCAGCUGCUAGUCAAGAAGAAACAACAGCCAAUACAGCUCGCUCAAUUUUGGAGCAGAUGCCUGAUUUGUUCGAUUUGGAUAAGAUUACCGAACGUUACCCCGUCUUGUAUGAAGAAUCAUUGAAUACGGUCAUUAUACAAGAAGCUAUACGAUACAACAAGCUAUUGGUUGUUAUACAACUGAGUUUGAACGAUCUCUUGAAAGCACUCAAAGGUUUGGUAGUGAUGUCAGAAGCGCUAGAAAAGAUGUCAUUGAGCUUAUUCAGCAACAUGGUCCCUGAUAUAUGGGCUAGUAAAGCAUAUCCUUCUUUGAAACCUUUAGGAGCAUGGGUAGCUGAUUUGAAGGCCAGAAUAGAGUUUCUAAAUAAGUGGAAUCGCGAAGGAAUACCACCUGUAUUUUGGAUAUCUGGUUUCUAUUUCCCUCAAGCGUUUCUUACAGGAACAUUACAGAAUUAUGCGAGAAAAUAUGUUGUCUCUAUAGAUACCAUCAAUUUCUCAUUUGAGAUAUUGGACCAUUUUCCUAAGAAGAGACCAAAAGAUGGUUGUUCAAUUUAUGGUUUAUACCUCGAAGGGGCAAGAUGGAAUGCCAAUAUUGAUAUUCUAGAUGAAUCUAAUCCUAAAGAGUUGUAUACAGAGAUGCCAGUAGUUUGGCUUAAACCCGAAGAAAAUCACGAGCUUCCUUCUGGCGUAUAUCAAUGUCCAGUAUACAAAACCUUAACCCGAGCUGGUGUCCUUUCAACCACUGGCCAUUCCACUAAUUAUGUCCUAACCAUUGAAAUACCAAGCAGAAAACCCCAAUCACACUGGAUAAAGAGAGGAGUUGCUCUUAUAUGUGCCCUUGAUUAUUAA
Molecule: messenger RNA, 7579 nt
Organism: Diabrotica balteata
Lineage: Eukaryota; Metazoa; Arthropoda; Insecta; Coleoptera; Chrysomelidae
Source: the annotation of a GenBank genome assembly